Messenger RNA from Priapulus caudatus, 611 nucleotides. RefSeq names its product retinal dehydrogenase 1-like. The annotation marks the transcript as partial. The record is from RefSeq and is a predicted model, not a curated record. The transcript has 5 exons. Gene Ontology annotation, molecular function: aldehyde dehydrogenase (NAD+) activity. NCBI's taxonomy places the organism in Eukaryota, Metazoa, Priapulida, Priapulimorpha, Priapulimorphida, Priapulidae.
GCGGGCAUCCCUGCGGGCGUGGUCAACGUGGUGCCGGGGUACGGACCGACCGCUGGUGCCGCCCUCACCGAACACAUGGACGUCAACAAGAUCUCGUUCACGGGCUCAACUGAGGUGGGGAAGCAGAUCCAGUGUGCCUCGGGAAAGACGAACCUGAAGAGAGUUUCGCUGGAGCUGGGAGGCAAGAGUCCGAACAUCGUGUUUGCUGACGCCGACCUUAUCCUUAUCAUCUCAAAGAAACGCUCCAUAGGCGACCCCUGGUGCGACAACGUCGAAAACGGUCCACAGAUCGACAGAGAUCAGUUUGAUAAGGUGCUGGAACUGAUCGAGAGCGGCAAGAAGCAGGGAGCGAAGAUGGAGUGUGGAGGUGGUCGCCACGGUACCAAGGGCUACUUCAUCCAGAACACUGUCUUCUCCAACGUGACAGACGACAUGAGGAUUUCGAAAGAGGAGAUCUUCGGCCCCGUGCAGCAGAUCAUCAAGUUCAAGUCGAUCGACGAGGUGAUCAAACGAGCGAACAACACAAUGUACGGGCUCGCUGGAGCGGUGUUCACGAAGGACAUCGACAAGGCAUUGACCCUCGCCCAGAGCGUGCAGAGUGGAACAUUCUG